UUGCAGGAACUAAUGGGGAAACAACCUGGGGCCAAUGGAACAGCUGUUACUGAGUUCAUCCUGCUGGGUUUGGUGGAGACGCCAGGGCUACGACCAGUUGUCUUUGUACUCUUCCUCUUUGCCUACUUGGUCACUGUCGGGGGAAACCUCAGCAUCCUGGCAGCCAUCUUGGUGGAGCCCAAACUCCACACCCCCAUGUACUUCUUCCUGGGGAACCUGUCAGUGCUGGACAUUGGGUGCAUCACCGUCACCGUUCCCUCGAUGUUGGGUCGUCUCUUAUCCCACAAGCGCACAGUUCCCUAUGCAACCUGCCUCUCACAGCUCUUCUUCUUCCACCUCCUGGUUGGGGUGGACUGCUUCUUGUUGACAGCCAUGGCCUAUGACCGAUUCCUGGCCAUCUGCCGACCCCUCACCUACAGCACCCGCAUGAGCCAGACGGUCCAGAGGAUACUGGUGGCUGUGUCCUGGGCUUGUGCCUUCUCAAAUGCACUGACCCACACUGUAGCCAUAUCCACACUCAACUUCUGUGGUCCCAAUGUGAUCAACCACUUCUACUGUGACCUCCCGCAGCUCUUCCAGCUCUCCUGCUCCAGCACCCAGCUCAACGAGCUGCUGCUCUUUGGCGUGGGUUUCAUAAUGGCAGGUACCCCCCUGGCUCUUGUUGUCACCUCCUACAUCCAUGUGGCUGUUGCGGUUCUACGAAUUUGCUCAGCUGAGGGCAGGAAGAAAGCCUUCUCCACAUGUGGCUCCCAUCUCACUGUGGUUGCCAUAUUCUAUGGUUCAGGUAUCUUUAACUACAUGCGACUAGGUUCAGCCAAGCUUUCAGAUAAGGAUAAAGCUGUUGGAAUUUUUAACACUGUAGCCAAUCCCAUGCUGAAUCCAAUCAUCUACAGUCUCAGGAACCCUGACGUUCAGGGUGCCCUCUGGCGGGUGAUCAAGGGGAGGUGGUCACUGGCGUGA
Messenger RNA from Dama dama (fallow deer), 960 nucleotides. RefSeq names its product olfactory receptor 3A1. Gene Ontology annotation, biological process: G protein-coupled receptor signaling pathway. The transcript has a single exon. The coding region runs from base 13 to 960 and encodes 315 amino acids. The record is from RefSeq and is a predicted model, not a curated record. Gene Ontology annotation, molecular function: G protein-coupled receptor activity; olfactory receptor activity. NCBI's taxonomy places the organism in Eukaryota, Metazoa, Chordata, Mammalia, Artiodactyla, Cervidae. Gene Ontology annotation, cellular component: membrane.